Biomphalaria glabrata is the source of this 10326-nucleotide messenger RNA. RefSeq names its product arf-GAP with SH3 domain, ANK repeat and PH domain-containing protein 2-like. Gene Ontology annotation, cellular component: cytoplasm. The record is from RefSeq and is a predicted model, not a curated record. Gene Ontology annotation, biological process: positive regulation of GTPase activity. The transcript is spliced from 31 exons. Lineage: Eukaryota; Metazoa; Mollusca; Gastropoda; Planorbidae. The coding region runs from base 156 to 3173 and encodes 1005 amino acids. Gene Ontology annotation, molecular function: GTPase activator activity; protein binding.
GGCCAACUAGGGGAGGUAACUUAAAAUAACUUCCACCAUAUUGAAUACAAAACAAAUGCGCGAAAGAGCUUAGGUUGCUUCCUCUUAGCAGAGAAUUUGCAUCCUUCAUAGUAAAAGGAAGCGAAAACUAGAAUACAAUUCCAUAUGAUAUUGACAUGAUAGGAGUGCAAGAUUUCGUUAGAGAAACAUGGGAGGAUUUCAAGUCACCAACCACAUCCACAUUCGCCAGCAAAAUGCUUCAGUGCCGUCAAACGGUGUCUAUUUUGGAAGAAACUCUAGAUUUAGACCGAAGCAGCCUGACUAAAAUGAAGAAGUCUGUCAAGGCUCUCUACAACACAGGCAACACCCAUGUCGCCAAUGAUGCCAUAGUGGCUGAGAAUCUAGAGAGACUUGGAAAUAUUGCCAAGGCCAGAGAUCAAGAACAGGAGAUUGGUGAGGCAUUUAUGAAGUUCUCCCAUGUGACCAAAGACUUGUCUUCCAUGAUGAAAAAUAUGAUGGAUGGGCUCAACAACAUGGUUCUCUUCCCUCUGGACUCCUUCAUGAAAGGAGAGUUCAAAGGUGCUAAAGGAGAUCUCAAGAAACCAUUUGAUAAAGCCUGGAAGGAUUAUGAGACAAAGUUCGCCAAAACAGAGAAAGAAAAGAAGAAACAAGCUGAAAAUGCUGGCAUGGUGAGGGGAGAAAUUUCUGGUGCAGAGCUUGCUGAAGAAAUGGAGAAAGAAAGAAAAAUUUUCCAGCUUCAGAUGUGUGAAUAUCUCAUCAAAGUCAAUGAAAUUAGGACCAAAAAGGGGUCUGACUUGUUGCAGUCACUAGCAGAAUAUUAUCAGGUUCAAGCUAAUUUCUUCAAAGAUGGCUUAAGGACGAUUCAACACUUUCAUGACUUUGUGGAAGAACUGUUAAAGCAGCUACAAAAAAUCAGACAGAGGCAUGACGCAGAGAAGAGGCAGCUAGUUGAUCUUAGGGAGGCUUUGAAAAGCUCAAUGACUGCCUAUAAAGAAACCAACCGUUUCUCAGGAUCUGGAUGGCCUCCGCCGGUAAACUCCUCCCCAGCCGGCUACAAUCUUCACCAGCCUACAGGGGACAAGUCCCUAGGGUGUGAAAAGAAAGGACACCUUUUGAAAAAGUCAGAGGGAAGAGUGCGCAAGAUGUGGCUCAAGCGGAAGUGCAUCAUUCGUGAUGGACAUUUGGAGAUUAGUCACCAUGAUGAGAACAAAGACCCGGUGAAACUGUGUUUACUUACUUGUCAGGUCAAGCUUGUUCCUGAUGACCCUGGCAAGAAAUGUUUUGAUGUUGUUUCCUCAUCAGAUAAUCGAACCUACCAUUUUCAAGCAGAAGACACCAAAGAGAUGGAAGAGUGGAUCUCCAUCCUGAACAAUGCUAAAGAAGGUAUCUUCAUGAACUUCCUCAAGAACAACACCAACUCCCCAAGUUUGAAUCAAAGUGUUAGGGAGCUCACCUCCAGUAUUAUGGAUCGCAUCCGGAGGUUGCCAGGCAACAAGGAGUGCUGUGACUGCGGUGCACCAGAUCCAGAAUGGUUAUCCGUCAAUCUAGGUGUCAUGGUCUGCUUGGAAUGUUGUGGCAUCCACAGAGAGAUGGGAGUCCAUAUAUCUCGCACGCAAAGCACUGUGAUAGAUGAACUAGGCACGUCCCAGCUGCUGUUGGCAAGAGUAAUAGGUAACGGCACAUUUAAUGAAAUUAUGGAAGCCACGCUAGAUCCAAAUGAUGUAUCACAUAGCAUUAAGCCACGACCAAAUAGUCACAUGAAUGACAGAAGAGAUUUUAUCAAAGCCAAGUACGAGCAACAUAAGUUUGCCAUUAUAACAUGCUCCGACAAGGAAGACCUGAAGCAGGACCUCAAGCAAGCCAUCCUCUACGCAGACCUGCCAGCUCUGUUACAGGUGUAUGCAGAGGGCCUGGAUCUCUCCACUCCGUUGCCUGAUAUGAAAAAUGGAGAGACAGCUCUUCACCUAGCCAUACAGGAAGACAAAGGGACAUCCCUUCCAUUUAUAGAUUUUCUUAUACAGAAUACUCCAAUAGGUAGUUUAGACAAAAAGACAAACUCAGGGGACACUGCGCUACAUCUGUGCUCUGACCUCAAUAGCACUGAGUGUAUGAAACUUUUGUUGCGCACCAGGCCAGACCUUGCGAAAAUUGAAAACAAUGCUGGUCAGACAGCCCUGGACGUGGCCAGGAUGAGAAACUUCCAGACUUGUGUCGAGCUGUUAACAGGAGCUAUGACGAACAAAAUUGAUCUCUUCUUGCACAUCAACAUUGACUGGGACCUGAAUGGGGAUGACCGAAACUAUGACAUGGAAUUCAGUGACGAUGAUUUGGAUAACACUUUUGAUAAACCCCCAAAGACUAGAUCUCGUCCUUCAAGUUUGAUAGUCAUCCCUGAGGCUUUAUCUCUAGCCAUGAAGGAGAAGGAAAAGAAUGAUGCAGCCUCUGCAGCCAAACCCAAAGCCACAAAAAGUUUAAACAGUAAGCUGCGACUGUCUCACAUCAACCAUGGGGGGAGUGCUGACUACUGCAACUCCUCGGUUGAUAGCGAUACUGCUUCCAUCAAGUCGGUUCCUUCUGGAGGCAAUGGAAGGACAAGUCCUGUAUUGACACACCCACACUCAUCUGCAGAAUCAGAAAAGAGGCAUUCAGGAAUAACCUUGCCUCCGCUACCACCUCGAAACAAGAGGCCGCCGCCUCCUCCGCCGCCCUCGGUGCAGGGGCACAACAGAAACAAGUCAGAGUCAGACAUUGCUCUGCUUUCCCAUAAGAGGACAAUAUCCGAACCUCCUCCGAGACCCACUCUGCCUCCAGACAUCAGUAAGUCUGUGGUAGCCAGUAUCAACGCAGGAUCCAAGCUGCCUGCUACCACUAGUGUGCCAGAGAAAAGUGAAAAUGUUCAAGCUCGACGAUACAGUACAAGUCGAGAUGAAAGAAGAGUUACAGACCCUGCGUUAAAUACGCAGCAGCCUAAACCUCAAUUUCAGGCCAAGCGUCGCUACAGGGCUCUGUAUGACUGUGAUGCAGAUAAUGAGGAUGAGUUGACCUUUAUGGAAGGGGAGAUCAUUGUUGCUAUAUCUGAAGAGGAAGAAGAGUGGUGGGAGGGAAUGGUGGAAGGCCAGCCACACAGGCGUGGAUUGUUCCCGUUGAGUUUUGUGACCACAGCAGAGGACUGACAAAUCGUGGUGUUUAGGUAUGACUUGUAGCGUAAGAAAGAGUGCUGAGACUAUACAUGGAUGACCUGUUACUUGGAGACUAGUCAAGUUAUAAAGGCAGGCACCCUUGUGCUAAUGCUCCCUAGCAUUUUGCUGUGAAUGCUGAAUUAGAUUAGGGGAAACAAUGAUAUUGUUUGAUCACAUGUGUACGAGAAGUUGCAACUUUGGUGUGUUUGUAUUGGUGUACAUGUUUGGCCAGAAUACUGCAUUUAUCUCCGAGCAAUAUCUAGUACCAAAUCAGCAAAUUAUCAAUGUUAGUCGAAAUUACUUUUUUUUCUGUUGUAUUCGUCAUUCACCAAAUUAUACAAAGCUUUGUGUCACUGCUUCUCUUUUUUUUUUGUGUUUUUUUUAGGAAAGUGUAUAGAUACAUUAAUUGUGUUUAAAUAGGUCUGUACCUAAACACCAAACACCUGUCAUUGCUGCACUGUUAUCAUUGCUUCUGUUGUGGACACAAUCCUUAUCACAUGGUGUACAUAUGUUGUUGUUUUUUUUAGAUAUAUAUAUAUAUGUAUUUUAUCAUUGUAUUUAUUGUUUCAUUUGUUGAGUCAUGCGGAAUGCAGGUCAAGGUAGAUUAAGGUCAGCCCUUGCACUUUAUUAAAAGAAAGCUGACCUAAUCAUUUGCAUUAUUCUAAUAUGUAGCUGGCAUUAGUGAUAAGCUAUGGACUGGUUCUGUCGUACCAGGUCAUGUUGUGGCUAGUCUUGGUUGCCUGCAUUUAGGGCUGUGAGUUCUUGGAACAGACAUGUCAGGUUUUUUUUUUACACACAAAAAUAACUUGGUUUAAAAAGGAAGGGAAUAAAUUGUGGAGUGUUCUUAGAUUAGUUUAGUGCAUGAUUUUGUUUCUUUUUAAAUUAUACUUUGGAUGACAUUAUAGAACAAAAAAGGAUAGAGUGAAUUGAAUUAGACUUAUUUUUUAUGGGAAGCGUGGUCGAGAGGCUAAGUACGCUUCAAUUUUAGCCUGGCUUGGCUACCUAUGAAGGGGGGGCUCGAGGCUCGACACCCGGCUCGUGCAGAGUUGUGUUUGUUGAGCGCCUAAAGGCAGCACGGAAAAACCUUCUCCCAGAUACCCCCUCCCCCCACAGGUCCACAAAUGAGAUUGGACCAAAGCGCUCUGAGCAUGCUUUAAGCCUUAAAGUAGCGCUAUAUAAAAACCAUGUUUAUUUAUAUGGAUAUAUAUAUACAACAUGCUUCUUAUUGGUUAUACAGUAAUCUGAAAUUCCCAUUCCUCUUGCUGUCUUGCAAGUGAUUUGCUGUAAGGAAUGUACUACUUCUUUUCCUAGAAAGAAUAUCUGUAACUUGAAUCAAAACAUUUGGCUUAGGAACUAUUUUAAUACUCAUCAAUAUUUUUAUUGUUCAAAGGAAAUGAGUGAAUCAAUUGUUUCUGUUGCCUUCCACCUUGCAUAGAGAAAUGUCACAAUGUUAUAUGUAACCAUUUUAUUUUUGUUUCUGUUAGAUACAGAAUCACUUGUUAUAGUUGAGCUCCUUCUUGUUAAUCAGACAAGUUAUUUAAAGGUCCUCUGAUGUAUCAUCAUUCAGUAUGAUGAAAUAAAAUAAUAAAAAUAUUUAUUCUAUAUUGGAUUUAUAUAACUAGUAAAUAGACAAUCUUUGAUCAUUUUCAUGAUAUCUACAUAGAAGACCAUAAUCUAGCUUUGAUCAUCAUAUAUCCUGCAUCAUUGGGUUCAAACACUACUAAUAUUUUAAUAGUAUCUUAUAUAGUCUCUUUUGCAUUUGUUUAGUUUUGUCAGAUGUAUUACCAUUGGCAUUAUCUCAAAAGAAUUGCGUGGAUCAUGUGUGUGUGUGUGUCCCACUGGAGGGUGUUUCCAUGUGUCAUGCAAACUGUAUGUCACUUGAUUGUAAUAGUCAGUAUUGUGACAGCCCCACAUUCCCAGCUGUUACCAGUGCAUUGUACAAAACAUUGUGUAAAUAGACAUCAGCUAAUCAUGUACAGAAUAAUACGUUAGUUUGAUAAUCACAGAUGUAUUGAACACAAUUUUCCAAGCAUUUGGUUUGUAUCUUGUUUUUUUUUUUUUUUUUUUUUUCUUUUUCACUAAAUAGGUGUCCCUUUUUUUUUUUUUUUUUUUUUUGAACAGCUUUGAUCAUAAGCAUGGAAGAAUCUGUGUUUGAAAUGUUUUAAUGGGUGCACUAGAUAAUAUACAUUCUAGAACUUUGAUUUGUUUUAAGACAAUUAAAAAUGCAAAUGCUUGAAAAGCUUUUUUUUUUCCCCUCUAAACCAAAAUGUCACAUUAUGAAGGAUUUUUUUGAAAUAAUGUUUACCUGUUGGCUUUUUAUUAAAACGUGCUAAAUAGUCAGCUCAUUUAUAUGUCUUGUCAAGAAGCUAAAUCCUCCAAUUCAAAGGGCAUUCCUUAAAAAAAUUCAUUUGAAGUCAAUGUAUCUUGCUGAAUGAACAGCUCUUCCUUAAUUGAUACUCGGAUUUGAUUCAGGAACUUUGCUAGUGGUAUGUAUUGCUUCAUUGAAAUACUUUCUUGGUUUAUACUUAGAUUUUAUUGAAACACUUCCUUGGUUUAUCCUUAGAUUUCAUUGCUUCAAGAGCAAUGCUUUUGUUUCCUUCAACAAAUCAACCAAGACACUUUUUUGUUUUCUUUAAAAUCAACGCAUACGUACGUUUAAGUUUUUGUUUUAUGCAGGCCAGAUUUUUUUGUUUAGCUUCAAACUGCUCAAGAAUUUAUUGACAUCAACAUUGUUAUACUUUUAUUAAAAGAAUUCUAAUGCUUGAUUUUUUAUUUUUUUUAAAUCUAUGUUCAAAAAAAAAAAAAGUUCUUUGCCAGUAAUGAACACUUAUACCUUGUCAUCUUCAUCCAAUGUUUUUUUUUUGUCGUCAUUUCUAGGUUUUAUUUUUGUUCCCCCCCCCCCCACCACAAUUUGUUGUUACAACAGAAAAUAAUUAUAAUAUACAAAUAUAUAUAUAUAUAUACAUGUAUAAUUUUUCUUCUGCUUUGUUUACAUUUAUUUUUGUAUUCCAUAGUUCUGCAAAUAUUUUAAUGUUCAUUUUUUAUUCUGGCUUUGCCAUGGCAUGAAUGUUCUAAAGGUAUUUUCCUGUAUUCUAUUUUUUUAAUUUUUUUUUAUUUCAAAACCACAACACUCACUAGGAGAUUCUGUCGUUGUUGUUUUUUUGUUCUGUUUUGCAAGUAAAUCUAUAUCAUUGAAUAUGACUGAAUACCCUGUCCAGUAUUUUCCUUUUGUGCAAUAGAUAUUUCUCAUCAUGUUUUUUUUUAAAAAUCCACAUGGCUUGUGCAAAAAGGUAACAUGAAUGACCUCACUAUGUAUAGACUUUUUUUUUGUGGUUUCUGAAACGGGAAAAAGAAAUGUAGAUCAAACGCUUGAGAAUUGUUGAAAUCUCGUUUCUUCCUCACUCUGUUCAGCAAUAAAUUUCUACUUUUCUGUGGCAGUCACCUCCUUGGUGUUUUGUAAUAGGGGAAGUGGAAGAACCGUUUAGGACUCAGUUGCUGGCGUCAGCUCUUCAGUUGUCCCUGUUCCCAUCUUUGCACUGGCGGCGACAAUUCAAUUCUUCGUUUCUGCUAAUUAAUGCAUUUUCACCUGGUCAUUGAGCUGGCCUUAGUACAUUUUGAAUGUGCCUUUAAGACUUCAUGAUGCCAUAAGGACACAAAGAUUAAGAGCAAACACGUCGUGAACACGAUAGGAUACUUAGAUUUGAAAUAAAAUGUCUCUCACGUAUGAAACAAAGAUAUAGUUUCUUCUAAAACUCAAUCUUACAUAUCUAAAGGUUCUAAAUCAUCAGAAUGCCUGUGUUACAUUGACAUAAUAACUUGCUUUAUCUAUAACAAACUAUGCCACAAUCAGGUAAAUAAAAAUCCUUAGCAUAUAGACUGUAAAAAAUGUCAUCAACUGCCACAGUGUUGUAAGGAUUUUUUAAAACUCGGAAGUUAAAAUAUUCAUAAACAAGUAAACCACAAUUUUAUUGAACAAAAAUAUACAAAAGAACAUUGUUUUUUUUUUUUUCUCACCUUUCCUGAAAUAAACUUAUAAUUAUCAUAAUCUAUUUGAUAGCACUCUGUUGAUGUAGUGCUAUAUUACUGUCAAACCUGAAAACAAUUUUGUUGAUUUCUUAUUGGAGAACAAAUGUUUGAGUUGAUCAUUUUUGUUACAUUUCCAAAUUGUGGGCCCCCAACCCCCCUUUUUUUUUUGGCCUCAGCUCCAAACCACUCCACUAUUUCCCAUGAUUCAAUUCCAUAUCGGCUGAAAGAUCAACUUGCCUUUCGAGUCAUUGCUGUUAAAUUUGUUUAACAUGUUUUUUUGUUGUAAAAAAAAUAAAGAAGAAUGUAUGUUUUAUUCAUUCAUACAAGUCCCAUUUGCUCAAACUGUAUAUCUUGCUUGCUAAUUGUAUUAGGGAGAGCUAACUUUGAUCAUGUAAACUAUAAUAGUACAAGUUGCUUUAUACUGACCUUAACUUUACUUAUUGAAAUUGGUCAAGCACAGAUACGCAGUGCUUAAUUGUUCAUGUUCCAUAUAAAUAAAUGUUAUUUUUGUUCAUUUUUAUUUUGGUUUCAACUUUUUGUUUUUCUGGUGCUCAUUUUCUGAUUUACAUUCGAAUGUCACAUUUUUCAUGCUGCAGUUGAAAUUUAAAACGAAAAAAUGUUUGGUUUGUAUUUGUAUGUAAGAAGUAACCAAUUUUGUAAUUUUUUUCAUCUUGACUAUUAAUUGUAUAGUUAAUUGUUUUCUUGCUUCUAUUACCCAUUGAGAGUUAUCUGCCCAAAGUUUCUGGGACACAAAUCUAUUGUUCCCAGUCUGUAUCAAUGAUGUACCUGAGCCACUGUAUCUUUUGUAAUACAAUACUUACAAGACCAAAGAACUAUCACUAAGAAACUCACAGAUUGAAAUAACUGGUAAUAUUUAUUCAAUAUGCUUAGUCAAAUUUGUGACAAUCUGAAAAGUUUAUAAUAUCCAAAAAAAUAGUUUGUGUGCUAAACAUUAUGGAUGAGUCCAUUCCAGAAGUGAUGUUUUAAUUUACUAAGAUUUUUUUGAUUGAGUUUAUUCAGAUUGUUAGCUAGAAGUAUGUUCACCAUGUUAGCAUUUGCACUGUGUUAUUGUUAUAACUAAUACUAUUUUAUACAGAUUUCUUCUUCAUUGCAUUCACCACUUGCGGUAUAUUUAGUUUAGUUGAUGGCAUAUCUGUUUAACUAUGUUGAAUGUUCAUUCCAGUUUUUUUUUUGUUUUUUUUCGCUGUUUUCCCUCUAGGAUGUGUUGAUAAUGUACAUACACACACACACAUUUUAGUUUCACUCAUCAGCAGUCUUUGUUUUUUUUUUUUUUUGUUUCUGAGAUUUCCCUGUUUAAUUCAUUCCCUCGCCAAAAUGUCAAAUUUUUUUUUUUGGCACUGAUAAUAGUCGAGGAUUAAUUUUCUUUUGUGUGUGUUAAUGUGGUGUAGCGCUGUGAAUGUUAUAAUUACACUGUUGUUUUUGUUUUGUUUUUUGUGAGUUUUUGUUUUAAUUUGUUUAUUUUACUCUGAUGUAUCUAGCUAUUGAAAGUUUAACUUUGCUUAUAAAAGUUAUAGUAGCUUCAUUCAAAACAAUUAGAAAAGUCUAAUAGCAAAUGCAUAAAAAAAAGCAAUAUUGCCGUUGGGCACAUCGCUGAACAUUUAACCAGCCGAGUAGUAAAUAUUAAAAGUUACAUGCCCCACAAAUUUUAUUUUGAGCCUGAGUUAAUUUCACGUUGGCAAACAGUUUUCUUCCAGCUUAAUUCCCCCUUAUGAUAUCAGGAUAUCAAUGAAAUUGUCUUACCUUAGUGUUUUACUUAUAGGCCUGCAUGACUCUAUCUAUAUGGCAGGGUGUUAAUAUGUAGUGAAAUUAUCUCAAUGGACUGUAAGGAUCUAGCAGUGCUGUAGUCUUACCCUGUAUGGACACUGAUUAAUCUGUACGGUACACAUGAUCAUAGACUGUGUGUGUACAAGACAAUGUGAUCCAAUCAGUAACUUGCACCUUUCACUCGUCAUGUCAAAAUGUAAGCUUUUUAAUUUUUUCUUGACUGAGUCUCUUUUUUUUUUAUUGUGCAUUUUUUUUUUUAAUGCCGUAAGAUGAGCUUCUUAAAUAGUACCAUUUGUCAAUGUUGUUAAAAUCAACUUUUUUCAAAAAAACUUGAGGAUAAUUUUUUUCUUUAAUAUCAAACCAUUUUAAAAAUCUUGAUUCCUAGUUUUGUACAUUGAACAGGUCAUAUUAGAAACUUAAUGUAAUAGUGUAGUCCCAAUUAAGACGGGCAGUUGUUAUUUAGUUUUUAUGAAAUUAUUUUAAAGGAUAACCUCUUUAUUCUGUGAGGUAAAAAAUGUGUUGUUGUUUUUUCCACUUGUUUGUUAGUGUUCUUCCCAACCUAUAUAUGCUAGAUAACUGAAAUGUAAAUCCCCUGGAAUUCAGAGAGACUGUUUUUCAUUUCUCUGGGUUAAAGUGUGGACCAAUGGCUAAGUGUUUAGACAGAUGUGCCUAGCUAGUGCAGAGCCCCCAUCCUUGGAGGCAAGUUUUCAGUCUAGUCUCUACAAUAUAUAUCUUUCGACACUGUCAAUGUCAGGAAAUAAAGGUUUAAUAUUUGUUGAUUGGACAGGCUUAGAGGAUCUAUAAUGGCGCCCACGUCUUUUUCACAGAUUGGUGCGAGCCAUUCUUCCGCUGGGUCGUUCUACCGACCGGCAGUGAGAAAUAAGAUUUCUUGGCUAUUUCAGUUUGUGUCUCUCCCUCCCCCCUCCCUUUUGUUUUCCAUUUUAACCUCUCCUCCAAGAACUAGUAUUUUGUUGUUUAGCAAAUGGUGUUUUGUUCAUCAAACGGUGUGUUGUUCAUCAAAUGGUGUGUUUUCCAUCAAACAAUGUGUUGUCCAUCAAACGGUGUGUUGCUCAUCAAACUGUGUGUUGUUCAUCAAACUGUGUUGUUCAUCAAACAAUGUGUUGUCCAUCAAACGGUGUGUUGUCCAUCAAACGGUGUGUGAUUCAUCAAACGGUGUGUUGCUCAUCAAACGGUGUGUUCUUGUACUGUCCAUCCUCUCUCAUCCUAUGUAUGCCACACACACAACAAACUAAAUGCAUACAAGCUUGAGAAGUCAUUGUCAUAUAAAACAAACACAAACUAAUAAAGAUAUUUGCAUAUGAUCUUGUAUUCUCAA